Molecule: messenger RNA, 950 nt
Organism: Stegodyphus dumicola
Lineage: Eukaryota; Metazoa; Arthropoda; Arachnida; Araneae; Eresidae
Product: usherin-like
Biological process (GO): cytokine-mediated signaling pathway
Cellular component (GO): external side of plasma membrane
Molecular function (GO): cytokine receptor activity; protein binding
Source: RefSeq, a predicted model, not a curated record
UUUAUUUUACACUCAAAUGAAGCUUAAGUACUCAACUUCGAACAUGUCUUCUAAAGAUUUAUUGAUAAAAUUUCAAGGAAGAAUUCUAAACAAUGUUGUCAGUCUGGAUGAGCACACUGUAGAAUAUUUUAAUCCAAAUGCUACUAUUAAUGACACAGGUUAUUAUCCCUGCUAUGUGAUGAUUCCAUUUGAGAAUGCCAAGCGAUUUGUAUGUUCUACAUAUAUCACCGUUGGUUAUAAACCGCUGCCUGUCGAAGCUUUUUCCUGCAUUAGUCAAGAGUACAGGAAGUUAAUUUGUAGCUGGAAAGCUCCUCCCAAUCCAGUGAAAACAGACUACAUUUUGUACGACUAUUUCUAUCACGAAAAUGUGAGACGGUUAUGCCCAGAAUAUUUGAAUGCCACCAGUUGCCUAUGGGCAAUGGAUACUCGAGCUCCUUAUAUGAGAUCCAGACCACAACUCACAUUUAUGAUGGUUGGGAGAAACUCUUUAGGUACAAAUAAACAGUAUUUUAAUGUAGAGCAUUUCAAAAUAGUAAAACCAAGUGCUCCCUUAAGUGCGAAUUGCAGCAGGAUUACGCCGACAACAGUGUUUCUCGAGUGGAGUUCUCCUGCAAAUAUGGAGUACGGCGAAUUCCGACCUGGACUGAUGUAUUCCAUCCAAUAUCGUCCUUUGUCUUCAGAUUCGGGAACAUUUAAGGAAUUGUGGCUAUACUUUCAAACAGCGGGCUCUGUAGAAAUUGGAGAUCUGAUACCUUAUACAGAAUACGAAUUCAAGAUUCGUUCCAGAUCCAAUGUAUCUGAAAGUGAUUUGAUGUGGAGUCCUUAUCUGACUAUUUCUGCGAAAACGCUUCCUGAUAGUAAUGCUGCUUAGUUACGUUUAAUUUAGAUGACUCUUUCCGUUUCUGGAUUUUAGUUUUAAUCUUUUCAAAAGAAUAUAUGUACGAAGUUAU